CGCCGCUGAUUCAUAGCCCGGGCGCGGGGCGGCGUCCCCACCGGCGGCCGCGCAGUUCGCGGCACCGUCGUCCGCACCGCCACCUCGCGCCGCUGAGGACUUGGCGGGCUCGCGGAGCCCUCCGCCCUCGGGGAAGCCAGAUCCUAUGGCUCUCUUUGCAGUCGUUCAGGCAGCAUUCCUCUUGACGUUGCUGUCCUUCAGAACUUACCAGAGUGAAGUCUUGUCGGAACCUUUACCAUGGACUCCAGAAUCACUGGAAGUUUCCAUCAAUUCUGCACAGCAGUGUUUGUAUUUACAAUGGCGUGUCCACAACCUUACUCAUCAUCAGGAAUUAAAAAUGGUUUUUCAGAUAGAGAUCAGCAGAAUUGAAACAUCCAAUGUCAUCUGGGUGGAGAAUUAUAGCAUCCCUGUGACGUGGAACCAAGUUCUGCACUGGAGCUGGGAAUCCAAGCUCCCUUUGGAAUGUGUGACACACUUUGUAAGAAUAAGGAGCCUGGUGGCUGAUGCCAGCAUCCCUGAGCCGAGGUUCUGGAGCAACUGGAGUUCGUGGGAGGAGGUAGAUGCACAGAAGUCGCUUGGACAGGACCCAUUGUUUGUUUUCCCUAAAGAUAAGCUGGUGGAAGAAGGCUCCAACGUCACCAUUUGCUACGUUUCUAGGAGUCCUGAGAGUAAUAUAUCCUGUGCUAUGGAAGACGUACCGAUACAUGGAAAACGACUCAGUCCAAAUGUGUCUGUGUUCAUUUUGAAUGAUGUUCGUUUCAUUAGAGAAACUGGGACCAACAUCUAUUGUUUGAACCCAAGUAAUAUGAGCGGCAUCAUACUCUAUGUCUCAAAAGUACUUGAGGAGCCCAAGGACUUUUCUUGUGAAACCCAGGACCUCAAGAGUUUGAACUGUACGUGGGAUCCUGGGCAUGACACCACCUUGCGACACCAAUCUUCCCAACGCUACACUUUAUUUGAAUCAUUUUCCGGGAAAACAAAACUUUGUGAACACAAAAAAUGGUGUCAUUGGCAAGUAGCUCCAGACUCACAAGAAACAUACAACCUCACACUCACAGCUGAAAACCAAUUAAGAAGGAGAAGUGUCAGUAUUCUUUUUAACCUGACUCAUCGAGUUCAUCCAAUGAAGCCCUUUAAUGUGUUUCUUAAAAGUAUAAGUGCCACAAAUGCCACGAUGACCUGGAAGGUACACCCUGUUGGAAAUUACUCCACAUUAUUGUGUCAGGUUGCACUCCAUGGUGAAGGAAAAGUGAUACAACACAAUGUCUCCGUCAAGGUGAAAAGUCAGUACUUCUUAAGUGAGCUGGAGCCGGUCACAGAGUAUGUGACCCGAGUACGCUGUGCUGCGGCUAACCACUUCUGGAAAUGGAGUGAAUGGAUUGGUCAAACCUUCACCACACUGGAAGCUGCUCCCUCUGAGGCUCCUGAUGUCUGGAGAAAUGUGAAGUCAGUGCUGGGAUCUCAUAUUGUAACUUUAUUCUGGAGGCCACUAUCAAAAUCGCAUGCCCAUGGGAAGAUUCUAUUCUAUAAUGUAGUUAUAGAAAAUCUAGACAAGCCAUCCAGUGUAAAGCUCCUCUCCAUUCCUGCUCCGGCCAAUGGCACAGAACUAACCCUCGACCAGUGUUCUUACCAAAUCCACGUCACAGCUAAUAAUAGUGUGGGCACUUCUCCUGCUUCUAUAAUUGUCAUCUCUAGAGACCCUGGAAACAAAAAUGUUGAAGAAGGAAGAAUUCAAGGCACAGAGGAUGGAUUCUCUUUGUCUUGGAAACCCCAAUCUGGAGAUGUCAUAGGCUAUGUUGUGGACUGGUAUCCCCAAGACCCGCGCUGUCAGCUCCAAUGGAAAAACCUUGACCCCAAUACCACAAGCACAGUUAUUCGCUCAGAUGCUUUUAGACCAGGGAUCCGAUACAACUUCAGGAUUUAUGAAAUUUCUACAGAAAGGAUCGCUUAUUUAUUGGAGAAAAAAACAGGAUACGCCCAGGAACUGGCCCCUUCAGAAAACCCUCAAGUGGCCGUAAGUAACUUGACAUCCCACUCCUUCAGUCUGAGUUGGAAGGAUUAUUCCACUGACUCCCAAUCCAGUUUUAUCCAAGGGUACCAUGUCUACCUGAAACCCAAGGAGGAGCAGUGCCACCCAGGAUUUGAAAAGGUGGUCCUUUCAGAUGAUUCAGUAUGUUGCCAAUAUAAAAUCGACAACCCGGAACAGAAGACUUUUGUCGUGGAAAACCUACAGCCGGAAUCCUUCUAUGAGUUUUUGGUCACUCCAUACACAAGUGUUGGCGAAGGUCCCCAUGAUGCUUUCACCAAGGUCACCAUUCCGGAUGAAUACUCCCACGUACUAAUACGUAUCAUCCUCCCCAUGAUUUUCUGCCUUCUGCUACUCAUGGUCUUGUGUUACUUAACGAGUCAAUGGAUGAAGGAGAAGUGUUAUCCUGACAUUCCAGACCCUUACAAGAGCAGUGUCCUGUCAUUAAUAAAAUACAAGGAGAAUCAUCACCCAACAAUAAUGAACGUCAAUGACUGCGUUCCAGAUGCUAUUGAAGUUGUCAACAAGCUGGAAGGAAGUAAGAUCCAGUUCUUAGGUGCCAGGAAGUCACUCACAGAAAUGGAGUUUACUAAGCCUGCCUACCUUUACCUCCUCCCAACAGAGAACUACUCCGGCCCUGGCCCCUGCAUCUGUUUUGAGAACUUCACCUACAAUCAGGCAGCUUCUGACUCUGGUUCCUGUGGCCAUGUACCUGUACUCCUCAAAACCCCACCAAGUCAGCUGGCACUGUUGACUUCACCUGAAAAUUUACUAAAGACACUAGAACAAAACUACGUGAACUCCUCGGGAGGAAGCCCAGCUGGAGAAACUAGUUUGAAUUAUGUGUCCCAGUUGGCUUCACACAUGUCUGGAGACAAGGACAGCCUUCCAACAAAUCCACCAGGGCCAGCACUCUGUUCCGAGUACAGAACGCAAAUGGCUGUAUCCCUGGGUCUUGCCUCGCCUUCUCCGAGUGAGAACAGCAGCCUCUCCUCGGUUACCCUUUUAGAUCAAGGUGAACCCCGCCGCUAAUCGUGUACCCAGGUUGUACCUUCAUGUUACAUAGGCACCAAGAGAAGCACAGCCAGCACCGUUCUAUCACCAGAGACCUCGGUGCCUAAUCCCAGUGAGCUAUCACCACUGGCAAGUCGGAUUUACGUACGAGCACUAUCAUCUUGCCAGGUUUCCGAGUUCAGUAGCUAUGAAACUUACUAUCCUUCCUUGGAGCAGGCUUGCUGUAGAAAUGGCUGGAUCAUGGGAACAGGCAUACCACCUGCCACCCUGGCACUUCACAUGGGAACAGACGCCAUCCCCACAGGACUGGACAGGGUGGCUACGGUCCUACAAGCUCAGCCUUUAGCGAGAAAUUAUUUCCAUUAAGUUUUACCCCCACGUUGACUGUAUUAAGGGUAAAGGAAGUAGAUUUCAGGCUUUAAUAAAGUCCACCGAUCUGUUACUAAAGCAUAGAUUGUCAACGAUAAUUUAUUCUGAAUGUAUUUGAUGAAAAAGUCACAGAUGUUUGAGACCAAAACAGAUUUUUGACUUGUCUUGCAGUAAUAAGAAUUUGGAGUUCACUGGCACGGUAAAAUUAACUCUUCUGGGGCACAGACCUUAUCUAAUAGCUAAGAUAUGAAUAAAUCAGUAAGAUCCCCACAAUUGUCAUUUUAUCCAGCUUAGCACAGUCAGAGUGGGAUUGGCAAGGAACUCCUGACCUAGUGUCGAGAUAAGCGCACUCCUCCUUGAUAGACACCAGGCUUCUACCAUAAUUUUUGAUGACUACCUCAAAUAGAAAAAGGAAAGUAUAUCAUUGAGUAAUUCCAUGCACAUUUUAUGGUUGCUCUUUUAUUUCAAGAACUAUAAUAUAUAAAUGACCUGUUUUCAUUUAGCAUCCUUUGGACUCUGCAAUAAGUUGUUUUGAAUCAAGAUAACCCCCUAAUUUAUAUUCCUACUAUGGUAACCUAACAGAAUUAAACCGCAUUGUUGGCCAUUGUCUAGAAUAAUCAAAAGCUAUCUGGAGUGGAGAAAUUCUGUUUUGGCUCAGCAGCAGCUUUGUCUCCUUGAACCAAUAUAUGCAAAGCACCUGGUGUAUAAUGGGUGCUCAAUACAUGUUCAUUCCUUUCUCUUCCUUCUACCCAACCCUUAAUGUGUAUUGGCCACAUUUCUAAACAAGCACAAAUGGGGGUUCCUUUUUGUUUGCUGUGGUGGAUGUGACACCGCCUCUGGUACCAAAUGCUCUGCACCGUGCCAUCAACACUGUGAAGAGGGAGGGAAGGACCCACGUCUCACUUUAGGGAGAUGUCAGCUGGCCUACAGAUCCCCAGACAAACCAGGACUUUGUUCAAAAGGCAUUUCCACCUUUUCCUUACAUGUGUCUAAGCCUUUUGCUAAGAAAAUUGGUUAUCAACUCCUAACAUAGUACAAACAAGUAUCUUGAUCAGUAUAACAGUUUUGAGAAGACUUUGGGGCCAGUAUUGCCACCACUUAUACCUUCUUUAUGUUCCUUUGUCAUGCAUGAUGCGGUGAUUAACGUACACAGAAAUGUCGAUGACAGCGACAGCUGCUUUGUAAAUAGUAUCUUUCAUAUAGAUUUGCUUUGAAAAAUAAUCCACAAAACCUUGAAGUAAUUUUUGUUGCAAUAAGCCUU
Molecule: messenger RNA, 4670 nt
Organism: Rhinolophus ferrumequinum (greater horseshoe bat)
Lineage: Eukaryota; Metazoa; Chordata; Mammalia; Chiroptera; Rhinolophidae
Gene: OSMR
Product: oncostatin M receptor
Exons: 18
Coding region: 146-3058 (970 amino acids)
Biological process (GO): cytokine-mediated signaling pathway
Cellular component (GO): membrane; external side of plasma membrane
Molecular function (GO): protein binding; cytokine receptor activity
Source: RefSeq, a predicted model, not a curated record